Messenger RNA from Cornus florida, 2194 nucleotides. RefSeq lists its product as uncharacterized. The coding region runs from base 545 to 1996 and encodes 483 amino acids. The record is from RefSeq and is a predicted model, not a curated record. The transcript is spliced from 4 exons. Lineage: Eukaryota; Viridiplantae; Streptophyta; Magnoliopsida; Cornales; Cornaceae.
AAUUGACAAAUAAUUGGACAUCCAUCCAUCCGGAUAGUCUCAAAAUGCUCUCCACUUUGACAAUUCUCUCACUCUCUCUCUCUAUACGUACUUACAUCCAAGUGUGUGUGUGUGUGUGUGUGUAUAAAAGUUACGUUAGAACUACGAGGUGGUCUUCAAUCAAUCUUCAUAGAGCACGACACCGUUUCCAGGAAGAGUACACAGGCUUUGCGCGUUUUGUGAACAAGCUGUUAUCCCGUUACAUAUCCAAACGGUGUCGUAAACGUAUGGCGCUGAAAGGUAGAAACCGACAGGAAAAGAUACAUGUAUAAUUACAGAAAAAGAAAGUGAAAAAUUUGUGUGUUUGGAUGUUAAGAGCUACUAAUAAUAACUCUUCAUUUCAUUCAAUCAGAUCUAAACCCACCCCUUCACAGCCAAUCCAAUUCCAAUUCCAAUUCCAAUUCCAAUUCUGCUGUUGUUUUCUUCUCCCUCGGGGCCGGAGUGUGAUAGUAAGAGGAGGACAUUCCUGCUAUCCACUUAAAAUGAGUUAAAUAAUGGGUCAGUGAUGGCUGCCGCAGAAGUAAGGGCCGCUUGGCAGAGAACUGCUAAUCGUUGCUUUGUCCAAGAAGAUGCCAAAAGAGCUCCAAAGUUAGCUUGCUGCCCAUCAGCACCUUCUUUAUCCAAACAGGUUGAUGCUGGACCUGCAAGUACAGAAGAUGGGCAAGAUAGCUCCGCCAUAGGUUUCAUUCCACUUCACAGGAGCCAUUCAUAUUCUAAUCUGCCCCCUGACUCAAGAUGGUGGCUCCAGCUGCAACCUAAUUAUGGGUACCAAAGAGUUUUAACAAAUGAGCAAUUGAAUAUUUUGGAGGCAGAGAGAGAGACCUUCAGAGCUGGUGUAGCAAGCUCAAGCUCUAAAUUUAGUGGAGCCCACCAAGGAAAUGAAGUUGAUGGUACAUGUGUUAAUGACAAUAUAAAUGCUGAGCCCUCCUUCGACACUCAUUCUAUGAUCUCUGCAACCUGUGUAAAGACAAAUCCUGAAGUAAUAAAGCAAGAGCUAAAAGCCGUAUAUAGUAAGAAUGCCCAAGAACCUCUUAAAGUCAAGGAAAUGGAGGAAUCCUUUGAAUUAAUGGAGGUGGACUCUGGUGAUUGUGCGGUUUCCAAGCAACCCUAUGAGCUUUGCUUUGAUUCAGGAUAUCCUGGGAUUGGGAGUGUAAAAACUGAGCCAUGGUGGCGCACGUCAGACACAGAUGAAUUGGCUUCCUUGGUAGCACAAAGAUCACUUGACUUUAUGGAAAACUGUGAUCUUCCCCAGCCUCAGAACACAUAUAUUAAGAGGGACCCAUAUUCUCAUCUUGGUUGUUUUGAUUGUGAUGGGAUUUUACCCUCAUCUAUAGAUUGGAAGGUCCAAAAUGGUCUUUCCAGUCCAACUGUUCAUACAAAAGGCAGUCUCACUUCAGGAAAUGCAUUUGCAGAACAGUGGUUCUCAGUUCAGAGGCAGUCACAUUAUGGUUCAAACAAACGAAUCAGAAACAGUGAGAGCACAACCCACAAAGGCACAACUGAAGCACAAGCUUCUGAGAGCAAUUUCGGCAAGGCUCAAUUAUUGGAAGCACUCUGUCAUUCACAAACACGUGCGAGAGAAGCUGAGAAGGCAGCAAAGCAAGCUUAUGCAGAGAAGGAGCACAUCGUCAAGCUUUUUUUUAGACAGGCUUCACACCUCUUUGCCUACAAGCAGUGGUUCCGACUCCUGCAGCUAGAAAACCUUUACUUCCAGAUUAAAAACAAUAACCAGUUGCCAUCUACUCUCUUUCCAGUGGCAUUACCAUGGCUACCUUACAAAACUAGGAAACUACGGAAGAGUUGGCACAAGGCUGCCAAGGGAAAACAGGGCAAGCAACUCCAUCCCAGAUAUGACAUUGGUAAGUUCGCCGUUGCUUUUGCAUUAGGGUUGAGUCUUGUUGGUGCAGGGUUGCUCCUUGGCUGGACGGUGGGGUGGAUGUUGCCUGCUGCCUUUUGAGCCUGUUUGUAUAGUAGUUGUAUCCAAACAUGUCCUGGUUGCGAAUGGUUUUGCAGGGAAGUUUGCUGGGAUUUAUUUCAUUAGUUCUUGUAUAUAUGUAAAUAGUAUAUAGAUCUGUAGGUUUUGUAGCAGAGAAAUAUGAUGAGUUUGCACUUGUACAAAAUGAUGUGAAAUGUUUGAAUGCACCUAUUCUGAUUA